This is a messenger RNA of Candidozyma duobushaemuli, 1347 nucleotides long. RefSeq lists its product as uncharacterized. The record is from RefSeq and is a predicted model, not a curated record. Lineage: Eukaryota; Fungi; Ascomycota; Pichiomycetes; Serinales; Metschnikowiaceae. The transcript has a single exon. Gene Ontology annotation, biological process: DNA-templated transcription. Gene Ontology annotation, molecular function: zinc ion binding; DNA binding. Bases 1 to 1347 code for a protein of 448 amino acids.
AUGUUUCGAGAUCGAGACCAAAGAAAACCACAGUUCGUGUGUGCUACACAGCCAUUGGCAUCAUUUCUAAGUAAAGACUCGGUCUUGUGCUUUGAUGGUGACGCAUACGGAUUAUACUAUCCAUGGCGAGGAGAAGCCAAGAGCUCUGCUAAGGUCAAUCCCAAUUUGAACAAGUACUUAGCUAGUGAGAAUGCCUUUGCCUUGCCUAGUGCUGCAGAACAACGCAGACUAGUGAGACUCUAUCUUGAUCAUCUUUAUCCGUUAUACCCGGUGGUGAGUCGAAAUAUUGAAGAUGACUUCAAGAACCAGCCCAUAAUUCUACUCAAUGCUAUAUUUUUAGCUGCAACCAGAUUCGACACCUCCAUUCACAAAAACCAGCUUCGAGAGCGCCUAGCUGUUCUCUACAACCGGUGCAAAUUACUCGAGUUGAUUGAGACAAACAAGGUUGUGUUGAUCCAAGUUUACAUAUUGCUUUCCACACACGAAGAGGGCAUGGAAGGCGUCACCUCCUCUAAAGAAUUUGUCGCCAAAGCAUGCAAUCUAUGUGGGGAGCUCGCAAUAACAAAUAUGGGAUUCUCGGAAGAGAUCAUUCGAUUUCCAUUUCCAAAAAGUGGACAAAUGUUCCAACGAGAGCUUCUCAAACGACUCUUGUGGACAACCUAUUGUUGUGACAGGCAAAUUUCCGCUACCAGUGGUCGAGAAAUGAUCUUCAACGUUCAUGAUUUCUUCGUGGAGCCAUUGACCGUAGCAGACUUUGAUGAAGGCCCUCACCAAGUAAGUGACUUUAAUGUUUUCUACUCUUGGUAUGAGCUUUGUAUGCUAGUGGAUAGGAUUCAGUCGGCCCUCUACAGACCACCAUCAAACAGAACACAAGACGAUGCAUUACAAAAAGACCUCGAAAACUGGUCCCCUCAUGAAAUUAAACAUGACGCAGAGAAGUUGGGCUUCCUAAAAAUUACGCAUGCUUAUCUUUGCUUACUUUACUUACGAAAGGGUAUUGAUUCCGUGGCCCUCCUGCUUCACAACACCGCAAUGUCAAUUGCAUUCGACGAACAGCUAGUAUUGACGAUCGAUCAGAUCCAUCAAACAUCAGCCUUGGUUCUUGAUACUCUUGAUCUGUCACCUGUGCUACACCAUAUAGUCAUGGUGCACGCCGUGCUUCAUGUUGUUGCUCUUCUACAGCUCGAAUUGAAUACUCAUUAUGGAUCAGAAGCUCAAAAGACAUCAUUUAAGGAGUAUUAUGAUCAAAUGUCCCAACGGUGUCUUCAAAAACUCAAGUAUUUCAAAGACUACUGGUGGUUUGCGGGAUCUGCUUUAAAGCUCUGUGAAGCGAUAACACAAAAUUGA